Hydractinia symbiolongicarpus is the source of this 2398-nucleotide messenger RNA. RefSeq names its product ATP-dependent DNA helicase RecQ-like. NCBI's taxonomy places the organism in Eukaryota, Metazoa, Cnidaria, Hydrozoa, Anthoathecata, Hydractiniidae. Gene Ontology annotation, cellular component: chromosome; nucleoplasm; cytoplasm. The record is from RefSeq and is a predicted model, not a curated record. The coding region runs from base 815 to 2398 and encodes 527 amino acids. Gene Ontology annotation, molecular function: four-way junction helicase activity; 3'-5' DNA helicase activity; nucleic acid binding. The transcript is spliced from 2 exons. Gene Ontology annotation, biological process: double-strand break repair via homologous recombination; telomere maintenance.
CACACUUUAUAUUAGCCAGGAGAUCCAGCAUAAUUUUUCUUACCAGCAGAAAAUCGGAAUUGCUAAGCUGGGUCUGAUUUUUCUGCGGUCAGAACACUGACCGUGCUUUUUGAUUGGUUAAUUCUAUUAUUCCUUGCUCGCGUGGGCAAUAUCGGGAAAUGUUUUGUUUAGAGCGCACCUCACUGCCCUGAACAAAUAUGAUUAAUUCACAAAUAGAGGGUAAGAUGUGACCACGCCGACCUAGUGCUAAUUGGAUGGUUGUAAUUUGAGAUUUGCUUUUAGGUGGAUUUAGAUUUUAGGAAUUUGCUCAAACAUUUGUUUGCGUCAAGCUUUCGUUUAAGAAAAAAUUGAAUGUGAUAUCCACGAAGAAAGCUUAGUUAUCUAGGCUAACUUUUAUAUAGGCUGUAGACUAUAUUAUUAACAUAUAUAAACUAUCAUUUAAAAUCAUUAAGGGUAUUACAAUGAUGUCUAAUUUGUAAAAAAACUCGUGGCACCAAAACUAACGUGUUUAAGUAAUAAAUGCAAAUGCAUCGUUAUAAAAAAUACGUAUACUCACAACCUCGAUCCCAGGACAAGUUGUCUCUUUUUGAAUAUCGGACGGCGAGACGAACAUGGCCCUGGUGGAGGCUGGUCAAAAAUCUUUGAUUUUCGCAGAUUUUUAAUUAAUGCACUCGUGUCUCGUUUAUCAGGAAUUUUAUACUUCCUAGUCUUUGGUAAGCGAGUUUCAAUUUAAUUAUUAGGGUCUGGAUUUUAUCGUGAUCGAUGGAAAGAGAACUUUUUAGUGAAGACUGGACCUUGAAGGCUUUAUGUCGUGAUGGCUCUAACGUAUAUUGAUAUUUUAAAGCGAAUAUCUUUCGCAUUAAAUAAUUACAUUUUUCAGUUUUGCCUGAAACCAAAGCAAGUCAUAUGUUUGGAAGCUUUGUUAAAGGGGAAUGAUGUGGUGGCAGUUCUGCCUACUGGAUUUGGAAAAUCAAUUAUUUUUCAUUUACUUGCUGAUCUCUUCCCAGUUAAAAAUAAAAAGAAUAUUGUUUUGGUCAUCAGCCCUUUAACUUCCAUUAUAAAUGAUCAGGUGAAAUACUUGAAUGGGAUUGGUUUUUCUGCUGCUGUAUUGCACUUGGAACAGAGGAAGUUUGAGGCAGAUGAGAGCUUGUUUGGAAGUAAUGAUGCAGUGGAGGACGACCAUGAUGGUACAAAUAUUACAAUUGAUUGUGGUAUUAAAAACGGAGAUAUUAAGAUUUUAUUUGCCCAUCCAGAAUCCUUUUUAUCUGAUCAAGGGCGUUCAAUUUUAAAGAGCAAAAUUUAUCAACAAAAUGUGGUAGCUUGCGUGGUUGAUGAAGCGCAUUGUGUUGAAAUGUGGGGUGCUGAAUUUCGUGAAGAUUUUGGAAAAUUAUGCACACUGAAAGCUCUUUUUCCAAGCACACCCAUGAUUGCUUUGACAGCAACUGCACCCCCAAGCAAAAUAAAAAAUUUAAAAGAGAAACUAUGUUUCAGUCCUUAUUGUAAGGUUGUUGUUGCAAAUCCAAAUAGAAAAAAUAUAUUUUUAAAGAAAUUGCCAAGACGCGGAAACAACUUUGGCUUAAGAAGCUAUGACGAUAUUUUAGUUCCCAUUGCUAAAGAGUUAAAUAAAUUACGGGAUGAUUAUCCCAUGACAAUCAUUUACAUGAAGCUAAAAUAUUGUGGCUAUGCUUAUUCGUUAUUUCAGCAAACAGUAACUCCAAAUAACACAAAACUAUUUUGUCAAUUUCAUGCUCCUCAAACAUCUAGAAUGAAGAAAGAAAUCUUAGAUGAAAUUACAAAACGAGAUUCGUCUAUUAGAGUUGUGUUUGCAACCACAGCACUCGGGAUGGGUGUUAAUGCACCAAAGGUUACUGAAGUUAUCCACAUAACGCCUCCAGCCAAUAUUGAAUCUUACAUGCAAGAAAUUGGUAGAGCUGGAAGGCGUGGGCAAAACUCAACUGCAACAUUGUAUUACAAUAAUGCAGAUAUUGCUGUUAAUAAAAAUAAUGUUGACGAUAGCAUGAAGUGCUUCUGCAAAACAGAUCUGUGCUUAAGGGAAUUUAUUCUAAAUUUCUUUGGUUUUAAAAAGUAUGAACAAGAUAAUUGUUGCUCAAAUUGUACAAAGUCUAAUUUGCUGAUAAAAGAAACAACAUUACCUUGCCGUGAUUUAGUAUCAGAAGAUGCUUUUAAAUGCUUACAAACUGAGCUGAAAGAAAUUAUUGAAACUUGGAGACUUUCGCUAUUGACUACCCUUGAUCAAACUUAUGAACUUCCAUCUAUCAAUAAAAAUUUGGUUCAAACACUAUUGAGUAAACUUCCAUUUAUAAGAUCUAAAAAUGAUCUGUUAUUUGAAUUUCUAGAUUUUCCUUUUUCGUUCUUUUUCUCACUUUCAAUAGUUUGA